Molecule: messenger RNA, 1251 nt
Organism: Nematocida ausubeli
Lineage: Eukaryota; Fungi; Microsporidia
Exons: 1
Coding region: 1-1251 (416 amino acids)
Molecular function (GO): protein binding
Source: RefSeq, a predicted model, not a curated record
AUGAUACAAAAAAUGGGAGGUAAAGUAAGCUAUAUUAAUAAGACACAGACAGAGCAAAAGGUACUCUCACUGGAUAUAGGUAAAAAAGGUCUUCAAAGGAUCCCAGAAGAAGUAUUCACUUCACCCACAUUAAAUUGGCUUAUAGUCUCGAACAACAGAAUUAGAAAUAUUCCCAGUGAGAUAAAGCACAUGACAAGUUUAACAAGGCUAGCACUAAAUGACAACUGGAUUGAGUCUGUGGCUGAAGAAAUGGGUGAGAUAACAAAUCUGACCUGGGUAGAUCUGACACGCAACAGACUAAGAGAUUUGCCUGACAGCCUAAGGAAUCUAAAGAAUGUAGCAGGCCUGGGUCUCAGUGAGAACAGAUUUGAGACAAUCCCAGAGUGCGUAUUCGGGAUGACAUCUUUGUGCAAGUUUGGAUUCUUCAGUAAUAAGCUGCAAGCAAUCCCCCCACAGAUCUCUCUUCUGAAAAAUCUCACAAAGAUAGAUCUAAGUAAUAACGAUAUUGUGACAGUUCCUAAGGAAAUAUGCAAACUAUCCAGGCUUGUGUGGUUGAAUUUAAGCAACAACAAAAUUAAGGAACUUCCUGCAGAAAUGGGAAAAUUGCAUCUUCUUCAGGAACUUGGCCUAGGGAACAAUGCCUUGAAGACACUCCCAGACCUUGGUGCAUUAAAAAGACUCACAAUUCUACCUGUAUAUAGAAAUAACUUAGAAGAACUUGGUUCUUGGGUCAGCAAGCUAGAGAAGGUAGAGAAGCUUGAUUUCAGCAACAACAAGCUAAAGCACAUACCUGCAUCUAUAUUCUCCUUAAAGAAACUGCGAUAUCUUAAUGUAAAAAACAACCUACUGCAGGAAUUAGACAUGCAAGUGCACCCUUGUACAACGUAUCCAUUGGAGAUAAUAGAUAUAAGCGAAAAUCGUCUUAGAAAUAUUCCUUAUAAGCUGUUUACUUUGUUUCCUGCACUGGCAACCUUGCGGGCAAGUGGAAAUCCGUAUGAAAAAGAGCAGAUUAUUGUACCACAAAAGUGUCCUACACUAAACCAAUUAUGCAAUGCGUACAUUAUGCCAGGCCCUGGGGCAUGGCUCCAGAAGGAGUGCGUCUUCUCAAAAAACGGGAAGGUCUGCGACUUGUGCAACAAAUGGUUUACGUACGAACCCAGAAUUCUUCUGAAAAAUCAGACCUCCCUAGAUGGAAGGCAAGUGAUUGUAAAGAAGGUUCUGUGCUCUUCUCAGUGCCAGUUCAGCACAUAG